Molecule: messenger RNA, 1875 nt
Organism: Camelina sativa (false flax)
Lineage: Eukaryota; Viridiplantae; Streptophyta; Magnoliopsida; Brassicales; Brassicaceae
Source: RefSeq, a predicted model, not a curated record
AUGGCCGGUGUUCUUAGUCAAUUACAAUAUGGCUCCAACGGAGUAUAUCUACAGCCGCUGAUAGAUGACCUAAAAGAGUUAUGGAAUGAUGGUAUGGAGGUUUAUGACUCGUUUAAGCAGGAGAGUUUCACUCUAAGAGCUAUAUUGUUGUGGAGUAUCACUGACUAUCCAGCAUUAGGUACAUUAUCUGGAUGUAAAGUGAAAGGGAAGCAAGCGUGUAUUGUCUGUGGGAAGGAUACACCUCAUAGGUGGUUAAAUUUCAGCCGCAAACAUGUAUAUAUGGGUAACAGGAAGCGUUUGAGACCUGGGCAUCCUUACAGACGUAAGAAAGGGUGGUUUGACAAUACGGUGGAGGUUGGUACUGCAAAUAGAAUUCAGAGUGGAGCAGAAAUACUUGAGAGCCUUAAAGAUUUUAGGAAUGAAUUUGGUAGACCUUUAGAUAAGAAAGGCAAGAGAGAAAGAGUUGAGGCAGAUGUUGAUGAUGCGAGUUCAGCUGAUGAAUAUGAAGAAGGCGAUGAUCAAUGGCGGUGGAAAAAAAGAUCAAUCUUCUUUGACAUACCUUAUUGGAAGUAUCUGCCUGUGAGGCAUAAUAUUGAUGUCAUGCACGUGGAAAAGAAGGUGUCUGAUGCACUAUUAUCUAUGCUGAUGCAUAGUGGAAAAUCCAAGGAUGGGUUGAAAGCAAGGAAAGAUUUAGAAGACAUUGGUAUUCGAAGCAACUUACAUGCGGAGAUAUGUGGGAAGAGAACCUACUUACCUCCAGCUGCGUAUUGGCUUACUAAGUUGGAGAAACGUAAAUUGUGCAGAAGGUUAUCCAAAUUCAGAGGUCCUGAUGGAUAUUGUGCCAACAUCUCCAAUUGUGUGUCAGUAGAUCCUCCCAGCAUUGGUUGUCUCAAGUCACAUGACCAUCAUGUCAUAAUGCAGAACCUGUUUCUGGUGGUUUUGAGAGGUUUACUGCCUAAAGGACCUCGUAUAGCAGUGAAUCGAGUAUGCAUUUACUUCAACAGGCUGUGCCAACGUGUAAUUGAUCCAGAGAAGCUAAUUACACUAAAAUCAGAGUUCGUGGAAACAAUGUGUCAGUUGGAGAGAUACUUUCCACCAUCUCUUUUUGACAUUAUGUUUCACCUGCCAAUACACCUAGCAAGAGAAGCACGCUUGGGUGGCCCUGUACACUUCAGAUGGAUGUACCCUUUUGAGAGAUACAUGAAGACACUAAAGGCAUAUGUGAAGAAUUUUGCAAGGCCAGAAGCUUGUAUGGCUGAAGGCUACUUGGCAGGUGAAUGCCUUGCGUUUUGUUUAGAGUUCCUUCAGAAGUCUGUUCCAGUUGAAGAAACACUUGCUCGCAAUGAAGAUGUUGAGAUACCAAGUAACACGAAGGACCAUUCUAGUAGGCUGAGAUGGCUUGCUUUUGGACCAAGACAUAUCGCUCAAACUUAUAAGGGUUUUGUAGUAAACGGCCAUCGCAUUCAAACAGAUGAUGUCAAGAGGAAGACUCAGAAUAGUGGAGUAACUUAUGAAGCAUUCUCUAUGUGUAGAGCUAGUUCUAAAGAUACGAGACAAAUGGCAGACAUAGUAGCAUUCUAUGGAGUGAUAAAGGAGAUCGUAUUGAUGGACUACCACAUGUUCCAGACAUCAUUCUUAAAUGAUCCUUUCAUUCUGGCAUCGCAACCUAAACAAGUUUUUUACUCCAGAGAUGAUGAGAACUCACCUUGGUAUGUUGUUAUGCGGGCACCACCAAGAGGGUACAACAUGAUGGACACAGUAGAUGAGUUAGUUCCUGCACAAGCAUCAGUCCAGCCAAUUGAAGAUUUAGGAGAUCAUGAGACUGAUGAUGACAGUUUUUGUGUUAGGGAUGAUUGUGAAGGUGUUCUAGUAUAG